AUGGGAGAACCUUCGAACAAGCCUGUGAUGGGCGGCAGAAGUCAGCCAGGUUCGGAGGAGGACAGGCAAGCGUAUUUCUCUCGCAGAGAGCUUACUCUGCGCACGCGUGGACAAGCAACGACUAUCCAGGAGCUCUUGGAUAUCCGCGCGAGCCGCUCCGAGUGGCUGCGGGAGAGGACUCUUGCGACGGCCGUGGGCGUGCGGAUCCGCAACGGCCAGUACACGGACCGCCCCGCCAUCCUCGCCUUCGUCUUCUCCAAGGUGCAUCCUAAUUGGCUGCCACCGGACCGCUUGCUGCCAGCGCGGUUGGAGGGGGAGGGGUCGCUGUGGUGCGACCUGGACGUGCUCGAGUUCGCCUGCCUGCCCGGCCGCCAGCCAGCGAGGGACAGGGCGAGGGCGGAGGAGGAGAGCAGCGAGCUCGUGGACGACCUGCGCGGCUGCAGUGCCGUGCUGGGCCCCGGCUCCCAGGUGGCAUGCGAUGACACUUUCGUCACCAUGGGCCCCAUCGUCGUCGACAGCUCAGCGCCACAUCAGCUCGGCUUUCUCACCAACUGCCACGUGGCGGGCACCUCUCCAGAGAUGUCGGAGGGGCGCUGCCUCUACCACCCGCACUGCCCGAGCCUCGGCCCCGGCGUGCCUAUCGGGGAGGUUCGGCGCGUCGUGUCCUUCCGAAGCGACCUGGAGUGGUUCGGGUUUUACAUCAACCACCAGCCUGACAUCAGGGUGCGUGUGGACGGGGCAUUCGCGGCAUUCACAUCGGCCAUCCAAGCGCAUCACAUCACAGCGCAUCCACGCGGCCUGCCGCCUGGCACAGUGGGCGCGGUGCUGCAGAUCCUUCCCGCAUGGCCCGUCUCCGCCCUCGUCUCGCAGCAGGUAGCAAAGGUGGGGCGCAGUUCGGGGCUCACGCGCGGCACAGUGAUGGCGUACGCCGUGGAGUACUACGUGGACAGCAAGCGCGCCUUUGCGUCUGACCUCCUCAUCCGCAGCUCCACUGAGGCCCCAUUCGACCUGGAGGGCGAUGCAGGCAGCACAGUGUACCUGCUGCACAGGCGGACGGGGGAGGACGAAAGGGGAGGAGCAGGACAGGGGAGUGCGCGAGUAGGGGAGCGGAGAAGGGGAGAGGCGGCAGGUAGUGGAAGCAUGCUACCCCAGGGCAGGGGAGCAAGUUCAGCAGCAGCGGGGCUAGAAGGAGGAGCAGCAGCAGGAGCAACAGGAGCAUUAAGAUCAACAGACGUAACAGAAUCAGCAGGAGCAGCAGGAGCAGGAGCUGAAGCGGCAGAAGGAGCAGCAGGAGUGGAAGAGAGGGGCCAGUAUCCUGCACAGGAGGACGGGUGUGAGCACAGGGAGGAGGCACACGGCAGAGGAACGGUAGGCGGGUCAGGCUCGCGUGGGGGCAGGAGUGGGGACGGCGAGGGAGAGGGGGGUGCAGCAGUGAGUGGUGGAAGCAGGGGGCAGGAGUCUGCUAGUGGUGGUGCUGAGGGAGAGGGCAGCAGGAGGGGAGGAGAGGGGGCUGGUGGGGUGAGCAGCAGAGGAGAGGGACAGCUAGUGAGGGAUGGAGAGGAGGGAGAGGGAGCAGUGGCAGGAGCAGAGGUUGCAGCUGGAGAGCACACAGCAGAGCUGGAAGAUCGGAGAGGAGGAGUAGGAAGCAGGGCGGAAGCUAGAGCGCCAGGCGGCGAUGCAGCAGAGAGUGAGGCUGAGGGCGGCGAGUGGCGGCCGCUUGCACUGGUGUGGGGCGGCACGGGGCGGCACGGGAGGGUGACGCGGUGGAGUGGCAAGCACCCCGAGUACUGGACGACUGCUGUGGACCUCCAUCGCCUCAUGACCCACCUCCAUGUCUCCCCUGCUCCCCCCGGCCGUACCCGCGAUGGCGGCGAGUUGGAGGGGCAGGGGGACGAGGGAGGAGGGGUGCGGGGCAGGGCGGAGGGGGAGGGGAGGGGGAGUACUGGUUGGAGUGGGAGGGAGGUGGAGGAUGGUGUUGCAGACUUGUAG
Molecule: messenger RNA, 1989 nt
Organism: Closterium sp. Naga37s-1
Lineage: Eukaryota; Viridiplantae; Streptophyta; Zygnematophyceae; Desmidiales; Closteriaceae
Source: the annotation of a GenBank genome assembly